AUCAGAUGGCCAGAAAGAGUUCUUGCUGGUGGUUGUUUAUCUAACUCAUCUAACUACCUAAGCAAAGUGACCGCAUACAAGAGAGCCCUCUUCCCCAGAGAUAGCUGAGCUGGUCCGUGGUGACCCAAACAUCCUUUGUUGAAUCUGAGCCUUCCACUGUUAUCCAUAAUCUCACCAACUUACCCGUGCGAGGGCUGGUCAGCAUCCAUCAUUCAAUCUACAGACAAUACUAAGCGUUAUUCCCUUCUCCCUCAUUACUCGUUGUUUCCGGGCACACUAUCACGUUUGCUGAGAGUGUGACGACGUCUGCGGACAUCAUAUCAGUCAGCCUGAGACAGACUGCACAUCCUCCAACCUUUUUUAACUGAAUACUCACGCACUGCCUCUGUCUCGCGACUUACGCAUACGUCUCCAUACCUGGGGGUUACUUAGUAGCCCUCGAUUCCCCUGGAAAAGAAUACACACUCGCGAGGGCUUGGAGUCGCCAACUUCAUAGAAUCUCAUAUUUACAGGUACUGCGCCUGUUGUUGGGAACUCCCUUUUCUCAGUGUCGGCCAGUCCUUGUUCUUGUCAGAGGGAGUCAGCGUACGGGGUACCCUGAGAGCAUCCUCUAUAUCGCACCUUAUCCCAGCUGUCGCGCAAUCCGAUAGUCGCAGCUUUCAGGGUCGAUUGCGGCGGGUUAUUGGCUGACUUAUUGCGGGCGUUGCAUCUCCGCUUUCGGCUCCUCGCUCACUCAUACAUUCAAUCAAUCACGACAACCAAGGCCCAAGUCCCCAGGUGUCUCCAACUCUGUCCCUUAUUUAUUAAGCAUUGUGUGCCCCGAGCUCGCCCACCUGAAAGAAACCAACGUCCCGUCUGUUCCAUCGAGACAAUAAGCUGUCUCUCGGACUCAUUUAGCCAAUAUACCCACCUUGUCACUCUUCUGCGUGCCUUCGAGCUCCCCAACGGACAAGUCAGCUAUAAACGCUAAUAAAGCGGCUCUUCCUUAAACUGCCCAUCAACUACUGGCUAUUGAUUCGGCUAAAAUUGGCUUACACGACACUUAUACGCCUGGUUCCUCUUGUUGGGCUUCACGAAUCGACAUUCGAUUUAUACAUACCGCCUUCUUCCGUGACCGAACAAAUUACAGCACGGUAUCUACUCCACGCGGCGGAUCUUUCGUCAACAUUCCGGUUCCUGUGCGGUAACGCAUUAUCGAGUCAAACUCUCACCAGUGGAUUUUCACCAGGAGGAAAUUUUCUUCUCAUCGAGAUCUAAAUUGCCCAGACUUUCCCAACUUGAUCUUGAGUAGAAAAGAAAACUGAUAUCAAUCCAUUCAUCCUUCACCUACACCGGAUAUUUUUGUCCAUUAGGAAGAUCUGCCCUACUUUUGAGUCAGUUAGUCUCAGUUUGUUCAACCAUUGUUCGUCUCCAUCUACAACACUCGGGGAAUUUAUCGCCCUGUCGUCCUUGCACAUGCCCAUGCGCGUUUUCGACCACAAUUUGCCACUUUGUUGCACCCUGCUAUCACACAAUUCUGGAAUUUCUCCAGACGCGGUCAAGCUCGAGGAAAAAAUUUGCAACCGUUUCCCUUUUUCUACCCCUUGUUAAUCGAAUCAAGGAGUAAGGUUAAGGGGAUCUUUGGAGCCUAGUGCCUCGAUAAGAACCCCCGCAGUCGAACCACACUGAAAGGGCGUUUCUCAACCUGACCGCAGCAGCCCCAACUGCCCUAAAUAUCUACACUCUCCACUGAUUUACAGUGGUACCAAGUACAUACGGUGAAGGCUGUACUGGUGCUGUACUCAUAUCAUAUCACCUGGCCCCCCUUCUCUCAGGAUCUUUUGAGGACUGUUUUUUUCUUAAUCAACUUCUCCAUCCUCAUCCCUUCAUAUUUUGUUUGUUCAAUUAUACACGAUGCAUCACAGUCGGAAGAAGUCGGGCCAUGGUCUGCCCAAUUCCUCUGCGACCGACGUGCGAAAAGCAGUUACCGCGACCGAUCCUGCGAAGUACAAGAGGCCCGUCAUGACACGAAGGCACACACCACAAAAACUCGGUCGCAGUCAGCGCGAACGUGAACGUGAACGGACAGAGUCUUGGGAAGAUGAAAGGGAGAGCUUUCCACAAUUUUGUAUGACGUGCGAAAAGCAAUUCAUCCCUCAUGACGACAUGUUUCUUUACUGCUCCGACAACUGCCGCAGAGUUGAUCAGACCGCAUCGUCACAGCCGAGCUCCUCGGUCCGUCAUUACGCGUCCUCAAACUAUCCAUUCCAUUCUGCGGGAAACCCGGAGCCCAAAGACAUCAUCCCUCGAGCAUCUCCUUCACGGCCCAGCUCCAUGAUUUUGAGUUCUCCACCAGCCACUCCGGGAACCGGAGUACCGAAUUUCCAACAUACUUCAGCCAUUUCGGCUCUCCGUUCCCUCAAUGUCCGGCCUCCGAGCCCUCCGUCGCCUACAGGCAGCUCCAGCAACCUGUGGCCCUUUAGCCGCAGUGCAGCAACCAGCCCAUAUAGCUCGUACAGCCGGCCUUCUGCCCCAUAUCUGUCAUCGACAUAUGACGGAGGUUACUACGGCGCUGGAGGUAGUGGAUACAAUUACGAGGCAACAUCAGGCGGCAUGGAUCGGCCACUCCCUUCUCGCCAUCCCAGCACCUACUCUCGGCCCAGAAGCAUCGAGCUUGUGACACCCAUGGUCAGUAGAUGAUGGGUGCGCUCAGCUCUCUAGCCAUGAGCGCCUACUGCCCUACGAGUCUGUACAAACAUCAGUACAUUUGUGGAACUCGAGAACAGCUUGGAAGGGCUGGUGGCACAAGCGAAGCUAAAUGGCGAGUGUUCUGCUGGACGAGCGGUGUCUCACCUCACGGCCGGGUCUUCGGUCAUGAACCCCGGCGAGAUUGGCCUGCCCAAACAGGACCGCAAAAUUCUAGCUUUGCGGGGUUUGCAUCAAGCUCACAGGGGUUAUUCAGCGCCCUUGCAACCGGGGCUGAAAGUUGAGCAAGCUGGACAUUCAGAAAACAAGUUCCUGGCCCUCAUUUCGUACUCGGUAUCGAAUAGAGUACAGUACGCAGUACAUGGGUCGGUAUGUUUUUGUUGUCCAGAUUUAUUGUUUCCUUUUUCACAUUGCAUAUUCGGGGACGGUGCCUACCGACCGUCUUCCUGGCGCUCAAAAGUUUCUCUCUUUUCGCAUCUACAGCAUUUAUCAAUCUCACAAUGGGACGGAGUUUACCAUGUUAGUUUUCCAUUUUUAUAUCCUCCAUAUAAUUUUUGCUAUUAGACCCUCUAUGGGGCUGUUGGUUAUUUAACA
Fusarium odoratissimum NRRL 54006 is the source of this 3279-nucleotide messenger RNA. RefSeq lists its product as uncharacterized. NCBI's taxonomy places the organism in Eukaryota, Fungi, Ascomycota, Sordariomycetes, Hypocreales, Nectriaceae. The coding region runs from base 1894 to 2679 and encodes 261 amino acids. The record is from RefSeq and is a predicted model, not a curated record. The transcript is spliced from 3 exons.